UAUAAUUUAAUUUAUUUUUUUUCCCCAAAAACCAAAUCCUAACUCCCAGUUUUGUCUCUCCACCCCCUCUCUCCCAUGAGCCAGAGAGCUCAAAUCCCUCCAAAUCAAGCAAUCAAUUUAUGCAAUCACUAAGACCACUCUUAACCAUGAAGAGACAGAGACCCAAGCCACCACUCACCCCUCCUUCGACCCCUCCAACCCCGCAAACCCUCCACAGAACUCUCCAUUCCAACACCACCCCCAAAUCAAUCUCACACUCCAUAAAAAAACCCAGAAACAUCCUCACCAGUCUCAAACCCUCAAAAUCACCACAACCCACAAGGCCAUCCUCACCAGACCACCAAGCCCUCAAAUGGGUGCCUCUCAAUAUCGGAAAAUCGGAGCUUUUCUUGCCUCUCACUUUCCCAACUGGUCAAACCUUCAGGUGGAAACAAACAGGGCCUUUUCAGUACACAGGCGUUGUCGGGUCCCAUUUGGUGUCCCUCAAGGAGGUGGAUAAUGGCGAUGUUGCUUAUUGUUUUCAUCACACAGCAUGUGAGGAGAGUGCUAGGUUGGCUUUGUUGGAUUUUCUCAAUGUGGGUAUUUGUUUGGGUGAUCUGUGGGAGGCGUUUUCGGCUUCCGAUUCGAGGUUCGCCGACUUGGCGCAGUGUUUGGGCGGUGCUCGAGUGCUCAGGCAAGACCCACUUGAGUGCCUCAUUCAGUUUCUCUGUUCAUCUAACAACAAUAUUCGGAGAAUUACUGGGAUGGUCGAUUUUGUUUCAUCAUUAGGGAAGUGUUUGGGGACGGUUGAAGGUUUGGAAUUCCACGAAUUCCCAUCUUUGGACAGGCUAUCUCAAGUUUCUGAGAUGGAGCUCAGAGAGGCAGGUUUUGGUUACAGGGCUAAAUACAUAAUUGGCACUGUGGAUGCUUUGCAAUCAAAACCUGGUGGAGGUGUGGAGUGGCUAAUGUCUCUCCGGGAAUCAGAUCUAUCAGAGGUGAUAGAUGCUCUCUCUACUCUACCUGGUGUUGGUCCAAAGGUGGCAGCCUGCAUUGCUCUCUUCUCACUUGAUCAGCAUCAUGCCAUUCCAGUUGAUACUCAUGUGUGGCAGAUUGCAACUAGAUAUCUCAUCCCCGAGCUUGCAGGUGCCCGGCUGACACCUAAACUUUGCAGUCGCGUGGCAGAUGCAUUUGUGAGCAAAUAUGGCAAAUAUGCUGGUUGGGCUCAAACCCUGCUUUUCAUUGCUGAAUUACCUUCACAAAGGGCUCUACUACCCUCAAGUUUUCAAACGACAAAGGAAAAGAAACCUGCUAAAAGAAAAGAUGCCAAAACAGUAGUAGCUGAAGCAUAGCCAAAAAAGAGCCAUGAUCUACAGAAGGAGAUUAGAGAGGAAGAGGCUUGUAGAAGUUAUAAUGCCUUGCAGGAAAGGAGUAUGGAAAAAUGAUUCUUUCUUGGUGGAAUUUGCGAUACUGGUUGGAGAUUAAAGUGGAUGCAACACGGAAGCAGGUGGCAUUUCGUGAGCAUAUUUUACUUCAAUCUCAUCCUCCUUUCGCAGCAGAUUUUCUGUAUUGAGCUAAUUAAAAUGUGAUAUAACUACGAGCUAAAUUUGUGCAAAUUAGACCUUGAAUAUGGUCAAACUGUGUCAUAUGCAGAGAUAGAUAUGCAUUCUGAACUCUGUAAUUCUUUUAAUUUAAUACACUCGACGAAGCACUUUUUUUCUUUUCUUGUUUUUUAAAUAUCCAAAACUGCAUCUUCUCACUUUGUAAACUGUUAAUCCUAUUAGCGAUAUCUUCUGUCAUCUUAUUGACC
Messenger RNA from Cornus florida, 1786 nucleotides. Its product is annotated as N-glycosylase/DNA lyase OGG1. Lineage: Eukaryota; Viridiplantae; Streptophyta; Magnoliopsida; Cornales; Cornaceae. Gene Ontology annotation, biological process: nucleotide-excision repair; base-excision repair; base-excision repair, AP site formation. Gene Ontology annotation, cellular component: nucleus. The transcript has 5 exons. The coding region runs from base 120 to 1328 and encodes 402 amino acids. The record is from RefSeq and is a predicted model, not a curated record. Gene Ontology annotation, molecular function: 8-oxo-7,8-dihydroguanine DNA N-glycosylase activity; damaged DNA binding.